Molecule: messenger RNA, 3796 nt
Organism: Klebsormidium nitens
Lineage: Eukaryota; Viridiplantae; Streptophyta; Klebsormidiophyceae; Klebsormidiales; Klebsormidiaceae
Source: the annotation of a GenBank genome assembly
CAAGCUUGUGCAUGGGCGCCUGAGGCUGCAGCCUGGUCCUGCAAUGCGAUCGCUAGGCGCUGCUUGGCAUGGCGCUCGCAGACCUCGCGCAGGCCAGCCACCAUGGCGCCGUCCAAUUCUCGGUUCCGGACCCCAUUCUGAGAGCAGGCGUUGUCAGCAGCCCUGGGUUAUCAGCAAUGCGGAAUCUCAUGCUGAGGCGGGCCCUCGGCGCUGCAGCAGCUUUUGAAAAGCACUUCACAAACCAAAGACCAGCGUCAAAGGCAAGCACGUUAAGUUCAGUCCAGAGGCCCUUUGCUGGUUCAUCCUCCCCCACCUAUUUGCCCAAUUCUGCAAUUCCAACUCUGGCUCUGAGUUCAUCCGAUGGCAAUUUGACAGGUGCUCUGAGGACGGCAGAUGCAAGGCCUUCCUUUGCGGGCCAUCAUCCACUGUCAUCUGCCUCUCCAACCGGUCCGGCCUGGUCCUCAAGGGCGGUGGCGCAAAGUCGAAGCACCAAAAGCGGCCAAUAUAAUGCAGUUGGUAAUGGUGCGGCAAAAGUGGAGACAGCUGGCGACGAGGGUGGCACUAAGUCCGGCGUGCCUUCGAGUGCUAGUAACGGCAGACCAAUUGACACCGCUCCUGUGGGAAAUGAAGAACCAACGUCCUUCAGCUUGGACCAGAAUGGACACAGCACUGUGUCGAAGAACGGCGCUCCUGAUUCGGUUCCAGCGGCGCUGCGAUCUGAUGGCGGGCCCUUAGGCAAGCAGGUGAAAAGGCGGGAGUUUUCAUCUCAGGCUGUUCCGGUUGAGGAGGAAGGUGCCUCCAACGGCACAGAGUCUGCGCAGAAUGGAAACCCAACUCGAUACGACAAGGACGCCCAAGAGAGGAGAGCGCGGGCCCAGGCCAAACAGGCGCAGAGCACCUUUUUAAAGCCCCCUCCACGUCGCCCUACCACCGGGAAAAGUGCAACGCCACAGAAGACGACCUUUAAGGCCCCUUCAAAGUCCUCCAAGGGGCAAUCUGGUGGCAGUGAGGUGCUACUUAGAUCCGUUGCGGCCAAUGAGCUUCGUACAGAGGAUCUGGUUCCGCCAUUUGCCGCGCGUUCAGAGGACAACAGCGAUCUGGCGGUCUCCUCAAAUGGCCGGGCUGGAGAAGCGUUGGAAAGUUUCUUGGCAGAGACGGGGAACCCAGGCAAUGGCUUCGUUAGCGACCUACGAAGUGGGUCGGCAGACUCUCUUCCCAAGACUGAUAUUGCCAGCUCUGAGGAGAUGUUUUCUACAAACGGCGCCGCAGUGUCGGGAAGCGGCCCCGUCGCGGGGGUGCUCACUAGCAGUUCGGCAAACCCCCCAGAGCUCAAUGGCCGCACUCUUCCCCCCCUGGCCAUCGUCGAAGGGAAAGUCCCAAAACCCAGGGGCCGCCCUUCUAAAGCAACCCAAGCCCCUGCAACGCAAACCCAGCCUCCCAUUCUCGACAAUCUGUCGGAAGCGCCCACCGUACAACCAGCUCCCAACAGCGGUGUAGCAAAAGCCGUGCCCUUGCCCGUGUUUUCCAACACGGUGCAGCCGGUUUCGAGGCGGGUUGUAAACGGGGCUGUGGGGAAGCAGCCGGACACAGUGCGGGGGGCGCCGAUGCGGGACCUCCUGGAAGAGAACGGCAUCAUCCUGCCGGACUACUCAAUUGGGGAGUACCGCAUCCUGUGCCCAAUGUGCAAGGGCGGCGACUCCAAGGAGCUGUCUCUGGGCGUGACCAUCAAGAGCGGCGACAACGCGGUGUGGCACUGCUUCCGCGGCAAGUGCGGUUGGGCCUCUUCCGUCAAGUCCCGCUACCCCGCACGCUCGACCUCUCAGUUCGGGGGUUCCUACAGCCCCAGCACCAAGUCCCGCGAAACGGCUCUACAAAAAAAGCGCUUCCCCGCGACAAAGCUCCCGCGGCCCGAAGACUUUUCGGAGCUCGACGAGGAACAGCUUGCGUUCUUCAAGAACCGGAAGAUUAGCGAGGGGACGUUUAUAAGGAACGGGGUGAAGAAGGAACGGACGUAUAGUCCGCAGCUGCAAAAGGAGGCGGACGCGCUCGCGUUUCCAUACGUGCGCAGGGGCGAGCUCGUAAACGUCAAGUAUCGCGGGCCGGAGAAGGCCUUCUGGCAGGUCAAGGGCGCAGAGAAGGUGUUUUACGGCCUGGACGACAUUGCUGACAGCAAGACGGUGAUCAUCGUGGAGGGCGAGAUGGACAAGCUGGCCAUGGAGGAGGCCGGCUACCUCAACUGCGUCAGCGUGCCAGACGGCGCCCCCGCGAAAGCAUCCGACCCCGGGACCCCCCUCCCGGCUCCCGAAGCGGACCGCAAGUACGAGUACCUGUGGAACUGCCGCGAGUACCUUGACAAGGCCUCCAAGUUCGUGCUGGCCACCGACUCCGACGAGCCGGGGCAAGCGCUCGCGGAAGAGCUCGCGCGGCGGCUCGGGCGCGAGAAGUGCUGGCGGGUCAAGUGGCCGAUGACGGCAGCGGGGCAGCCGGUGAAGGACGCGAACGAGGCGCUGAUGCGCAUGGGCAAGGCCGGCGUGCGCGAGGCGGUGGAGGGCGCGGAGGCGUUCCCGAUCCGGGGGCUGUUCAAGUUUGAGUCGUUCUUCGAGGAGAUUGACGACUACUAUCACCUGCAGCUGGGGGACGAGCGUGGCGUGUCCACCGGUUGGUCCGGCCUGGACGAGCUGUACCGCAUCGUCCCGGGGGAGCUGUCGGUGGUGACCGGCGUGCCCAACAGCGGCAAGUCGGAGUGGCUCGACGCGCUGCUCUGCAACCUGGUGGGACAGCGCGGCUGGACCUUCGCGCUCUGCUCCAUGGAGAACAAGGUUCGAGAUCACGCCCGCAAGCUGAUUGAAAAGUUCGUGGGCGCCCCUUUCUUCGAUGCCCCUUACGGCGAGCAGCGGCCGCGAGUUUCGCAAGAGCAACUAGAGGCGGGCAAGGCCUGGAUCAACGACCACUUCCACGUCAUCAGGUGCGAGGACGACGAGCUCCCGUCCAUCGAGUGGGUGCUGGGGCUGGCGCGCGCGGCGGUGCUGCGGCACGGCAUCCGCGGCCUUGUGAUCGACCCGUACAACGAGCUGGACCACCAGCGGCCGGCGCGGCAGACCGAGACGGAGUACGUCAGCCAGAUGCUCACCAAGAUCAAGCGCUUCGCGCAGCACCACGACUGCCACGUCUGGUUCGUCGCGCACCCCAAGCAGCUGCAGCAGUGGCGCGGCGAGGCCCCCGGCCUGUACGACAUCAGCGGCAGCGCGCACUUCGUGAACAAGACGGACAACGGCAUCGUGGUGCACCGCAACCGCGACCCCGAGGCGGGCCCGCUGGACGAGGUCAAGAUUCUGGUGCGGAAAGUGCGCAACAAGGCAGCCGGGACCAUCGGGGAGGCGUCCCUGCGCUACGACCGGGUUACUGGACGAUAUGAGGACGUCUUCUUUUAAAGAAAUCAGACUAGUAAGGGCAUCAGGAGGAUGUACAGUCGUCGUACAGCUUAGUCGUUCGGAUAUACAGGAUCAGUCAACCUAGGCAUAGGUUCCUAGGCUUGGUUAGCAUGAAGCUGGAGCUCUAAAGCACGCAGUAGAUCACUUAGUACUUUGACUGCCAUUGCAGCCCCAGCUCUUCAUGUUACGACGAGGCAGACAGCUCUUCCUUGUACGACGAGAUAGACAGUCAAGAUAAGUUGAAAAUAAGCGACUUUAGUUGUUGUUAGAGUUGUUGUAGUACCAUGCCGCACAUGUUCCAGCCAGCUCCUGCCUUUUGUCAUCCCCCGUAACUGGUGUUGCAUGGCGGAGCUUUCCAGCCUGAG